AUGGCGAUGAAGCUGGAGACAGCCCAUAUGGAGCUGGAGGGGGCUGUGAACCAGCGGGAAGCUGCUAAGGAGGUCCUGGCCAAGGAAGUUGCUCGGAUCAAGGCUGACCAUGAGGAGGAUAUUCAGAUUCAAGCUCAGCACGAGGAAGCUUUGUCCAGGAAGGACGUGACCAUAAGAAGUUGGAUACAAGCACUAAAGCUUAGUACAAGUGUUAUUUACAGAAAGUUAGUAAAUAUUUUCAUUAUAUUAACUGGUGUUUCGUGGAAUCGUGGCAGGAAGAAGAAGAAGAAGAACAAGAACAAGAACAAGAAGUUGCGAGUGGAUGUGCAAAUGGGUGAUGGAAUUGAGAGAAUAGGAACUUAUGCAGGAGAAUCAAGUGCACUUGAAGGUGGCAGUGAUAUGGAACCACAUGAGGGGAUGGUAUUUGAAUCAGAAGAAGCUGGUAGAGCGUUCUAUGAUGAUUAUGCCAGAAAAAAAGGAUUCUUGACUCGUGUGUUAUCAUCUCGGAAAUCUGAGCGUGACGGAUCAAUAAUCUCUCGUGGGCUUGGAUGUAGAGGACUUCCGGACAAUAGAACAAAAAUUGAAAUUCAGAAACAGGGCAGGCAACGAGAUGUUUGCACUGCAAUGAUUUUGCUGAAAAGAGAGAACAAUGGAAGAUGGGUUGUUAGGAAAUUCGUGAGUGAACAUAAUCACCCAUUGGUGGUUCACUUGCAGAAGAGUCGUCGGAUACUUGAUGAUAAAGACAAGAAAAUUCAGGAAUUAACUGCAGAACUACGGGUUAAGAAAAGGUUAAGUGCAUCAUAUCGGGAACAGCUACUUGCUGUUAUGAAAGAUGUCGAAGAGCAUAAUGGAAAUGUAUCCAAUAUAGUUCAACUAGUUUAUGAAAAUCUGAGAAAACUUGAAUCUAAGAGGCAGCAGCCCUUAUGCCGUGGAUAGUUUCUGCGACAGUAAGUACUAAUCCAUUGAACAUUUCCAUACUUUAUUUUAGUUUGUUUGAUGCCAUAUUUGGAUUAGGAAAAUAUUUAUUAGUUUUGAAUAAAGCCAUCAUAUUAGCUGGAAGAAGUCGAAAAAUGAUGUAUCAUCAUUUGGAGGUGGUCGUUAAUGAGAGAUGGUUGUUAGUGAUGGUGUAAAAUUAAACUAGUCUAAUAACAAUAGUCAUUGCCAAAAAAAUGCCUCUAGCUUAUAACUUAGUUUUUCACUUUAGCGAGACUUUAAGGUGUUCGGCAUAUCAAUAUAUUUGUUCAUCCGAGAGAAUUUGUGGGAAACUCUAUGGGAUUUGUCUAAAUUUUGAAUACUUAAUUUAUUUUGAUCUAGAAAUCGUUGUCGUAGUGUCUGACAUUGUUGUGAUAAGACAAUAAACCAUCCUAUCUAGGUACACUGACCAAGAGGUAGACAGAGUGCAGUUGAUGCUGAAUCGUAGGAAGUGUGUGUAGGGUAGCUGCAAGACAUUGACAGAGAUUUUUGUGAUAUCAAAGCUAACAUUAGGCAAUUGAAAGGAAGAUAGUUUGUGUGUACAUUAUGGACGAAGGUACACUACAAGAUGCAAGGCCCUGUUACUACUAAGACCAGUGGUUCAACAAUCUAUGGAGUGUGGACCAAUUGGAUAUUGUAAGACAAGGUAAAUUCUAUUACGUUUUUUUUUUGUUGGUAAGAAUGUAAAAUAGAUUUCUAUUGUUAUGUAACAAAAAUUGAGGGCGGUCAUUUAUGGAUUAUUUAGUUUUUUU
Molecule: messenger RNA, 1724 nt
Organism: Humulus lupulus (European hop)
Lineage: Eukaryota; Viridiplantae; Streptophyta; Magnoliopsida; Rosales; Cannabaceae
Product: protein FAR-RED ELONGATED HYPOCOTYL 3-like
Exons: 4
Coding region: 1-936 (311 amino acids)
Source: RefSeq, a predicted model, not a curated record